Camellia sinensis is the source of this 2628-nucleotide messenger RNA. The record is from RefSeq and is a predicted model, not a curated record. Lineage: Eukaryota; Viridiplantae; Streptophyta; Magnoliopsida; Ericales; Theaceae.
UACAAGCUUCCAGGAAAAACCAACAUGUAAAUUAGAUAGCAUUUCUCUCAUCGGUUUCUUACUUGGUACUUCAUAUACAUAUACAUCUAUAAAUAUCCAUGGUGCCUAAACAGAUAUAAUUCAUAUCUUGGCUCUUCUGUCCUUAAUUGGUCUUUCUUUGAGCUUUAAUCCAAUGGCAUUUGUCAGAUCCCAAGAAACCUCCUCCUCCAAUUCUCAUUGUAGUUAUGAUGUGUUCUUGAGCUUUAGAGGUGAAGAUACUCGCAAGACGUUCACUGACCACCUCUACACAGCUUUAGCACAUGCAGGAUUGCGUACUUUCAGAGAUGACGAUGGAAUUGAAAGAGGGGAGAAUAUUAAGUUCGAAUUGAACAAAGCAAUUCAAGAGUCGAAGAUUUCAAUAGUUGUCUUCUCGGAGGACUAUGCAUCUUCAAGUUGGUGUCUCGAUGAACUUGUCAUGAUCCUUGAACGCAGGAGGACUGUUGGACAUGUAGUUCUACCUGUUUUCUAUCAUGUGGAUCCAUCUCAUGUGAGGAAUCAAAAGAAAAGUUUCAAAGAAGCAUUUAUGAGGCAUGAAGAGAGAUUUCGUGCAGAAGCCAGUGAAAGAAAAGUUGAAUGGAUUGGCAAAGUGGAAGAAUGGAAGGCAGCACUUAGAGAAGCUGCAGAUUUGGCAGGGAUGAACUUACAAAAUCAAACUGACGGACUUGAGUCAAAGUUUAUCCAGAAAAUUGUGAAAGUGGUUGGAGACAAACGAAGUCGCACAACCUUGGGUAUUGCCCCCCACUUGAUUGGAAUAUAUUCUCGAGCCGAAAACAUUGGGCUUUGGUUACAAGAUGAGUCUAGUGACGUUGGUAUAGUCGCAAUUUGUGGGAUGGGCGGAAUAGGGAAGACAACCAUUGCCAAAGUACUAUAUAAUUUGAACUUCUCAAGAUUCGAAGGUAGCAAUUUUCUUGCAAAUGUAAGAGAAAAUUUAAAACAACAAGAUGGUUUACUUCGAUUACAACGACAACUUCUUUCAGAUAUGUUAAAGGGAAGAAAGGAAAAAUUGUACAGUGUUGAUGAAGGAGUUGUAAAGAUUAAAAAUGCAUUAUGUUGCAAAAAAGUUCUUGUAGUCCUUGAUGAUGUGGAUACAACAGAUCAAUUGGAUGCAAUACUUGGAAUGAGAGACUGGCUUUCUCAAGGUAGUAAAAUCAUCAUAACCACCAGGCGUGAGCAAUUGCUCAAGGCUCAUGAAGUUUGUCGGGUGCACAAGGUUGAAAAAUUGGACAAUGAUGAAUCCUUAGAGCUCUUUAGUUGGCAUGCCUUUGGGAAAAAUUGUCCCAUUGAUGGUUUCAUAGAGGACUCAAAAAGGGUGGUACACUACUGUGGAGGGCUUCCAUUAGCUAUAAAAAUUUUGGGUUCUUCUCUGUCUGGAAAAAGUUUAAAUAUCUGGAAAAGUCAAUUAGAAAAAUUGAAAGCAUUUCCUGAUCAUGAAAUCCUUGGAAAACUCAAAAUAAGCUAUGACUCUUUACAAGAUGACCACGAUAAAAAUUUAUUCCUCCAUGUUGCUUGUUUCUUUGUUGGGAUGGAUGAAGAUUGGGUAGUUACAAUUCUAGAUGGAUGUGAUUUUUACACAAUGGUUGGGAUUCAAAAUCUCAUUGAUAGAUGUCUAUUAACAAUUGAUGAACGCAAAAAGUUGGUGAUGCAUCAAUUGGUUCAAGAAAUGGGAAGAGAAAUUGUUCAGCAAGAAUCACCUAAGGAGCCAGGAGAACGUAGUAGACUUUGGAAUCACAAGGAUUCCUUGAAUGUUUUGAGAGAAAAUACUGGGACAAGAAAAAUCGAAGGCCUCACACUUGAUAUGAAUUUGCUCCAGAAAGAUAAGCAUGACAGGACAAUUUUUGGUGUUAAUAGAAAACGUCAUUAUGAUGAAUUCCUCGACACACCAUUUUUAACAAAUGUAGGCAACUCAUUUAAAAGAUACUGUUUUGGCAUGUUCUCCUCCAAGAAUGUAGGCACUGCUCUAGGAAAUUCAAAUCAAGUAACUUUGGAAGUUGAUGCAUUUGCAAGGAUGCAUAAACUAAAACUUUUGCAGCUCAAUUAUGUACAAAUAAGUAGAAGCUUGGAAAAUUUUCCUAAAGGAUUACGAUGGUUAUGUUGGCAUGGAUUCCCUUUCAAAUUUAUACCUUGUGAUUUUCCUUUGGAGAGCCUGAUUGUUCUUGACAUGAGUUAUAGUAGCUUGCAAAUAAUUUGGGAAGGAGAAAAGCUUCUCAAGUCACUAAAAAUCCUUGAUCUUAGUCAUUCCCAUUGCCUUACUAAAACUCCCGUCGAAAGUCCCCAAUCUAGAGAAAUUGAUAUUUAAAAAUUGUGCAAGGCUAGUUGAGGUUCAUGAAUCCAUUGGACACCUUGAGAGACUUGUUUUGCUCAAUUUAGAAGAUUGCAAAAAUUUGAGGAAGCUCCCGAGAAGCAUUUGUAUGCUGAAGUUUUUGGAAACACUUGACAUCUCAGGUUGCUCAAAUCUUGAGGAACUGCCAACAGGAAUGAAGACUAUGGAUUCAUUAACAGCUCUCCAUGCCAAUAGAAUUUCCAUGAGUCAAUUACUCUCUACCAGUAAGGAGGUCAAAUCAUGGCAUUCAUUCAUCUAUCCCUGUCCGU